Triticum urartu is the source of this 1020-nucleotide messenger RNA. RefSeq lists its product as uncharacterized. The record is from RefSeq and is a predicted model, not a curated record. NCBI's taxonomy places the organism in Eukaryota, Viridiplantae, Streptophyta, Magnoliopsida, Poales, Poaceae.
CGUGCGCCGCGCACGUCCUAUCCACACUCGCCCGGUCGAUUCCACACACACCGCGCUCCAAGCUCUCCCACCGCAAGACCUCGCGCUCGCAUCCAUCCAUGGCCGCGGCAGCCAUCUCCCUCUGCGGCUCGCGCUGCGUCGGCCCGAGCCGGAAGCCCGAACCUCGCCUCGCCUCCCAAGCGGGCGCCGCGCCGUGCGCGACGCGGCCGUCGUCGUCGCGCCGAAGGCUGGUGGUCGCGGCCGCCAAGUCGUCGGGCAAGAAGGCGGACGAGAAGGUCCCCUCCUGGGCCCGGCCAGGCUCCGACGAGCCCCCGCCGUGGGCGCGCGACGAGGGCGGGGCCUCGGGGCAGGACGGCGAGGCCGCCCAGGUCCCGUUCUACGCCUACCUGCUCGCGUCCGCCGUGACGGCCAUCGCCGCCAUCGGGUCGAUAUUCGAGUACACGAACGGGCGGGCGGUGUUCGGCGUGGUGGGCACCGACAGCCCGCUCUACGCGCCCAUCCUCGGCUUCUUCGCCGUCACCGGCAUCCCGACCUCCGGGUAUCUGUGGUACAAGGCCGUGCAGACGGCGAACAAGGACGCCGAGGAGCAGGACCGCAGGGACGGCUUCCUCUGAUUUGGUUUUCUUGGGAGAGCAAUGAACACGCUGAACAUACUUAUGAUGUACGCCCUGUGUUCAUUAAUACAAGACGUUUUGGCAGUUUAAUUUGAACUGCCAAAACGUCUUAUGUUAAUGAACAGAGGUAGUGGUACUUAGUAGUAUUCGUUUUUGGUAAAUUUGUUGCCGAUCGAGCAGAGCAGAUGGGUUAGCACUGGAAAAACAGCAGCAGGUGGACUAAGAGCAGAAGAUCUUGCCUGCUCCCUCCCUCCUCUGCACAUGGAGCAUUCGCCGUCUGAACUCUGCGUUUGAAUGGAGGAAGUGUCUCCGUUCAGUUUUCCCUGAGAUAUCGUUGUGAGUGUGUAUAUGAAGGCUCAUGAAUAUAUCGAAUCCAUCAAUGCACACUUGCAAGUUGCUGCGCAAA